This is a messenger RNA of Drosophila novamexicana, 694 nucleotides long. RefSeq lists its product as uncharacterized. Lineage: Eukaryota; Metazoa; Arthropoda; Insecta; Diptera; Drosophilidae. Bases 65 to 532 code for a protein of 155 amino acids. The record is from RefSeq and is a predicted model, not a curated record. The transcript has a single exon.
UCAACUAAAAAGCUAGGUGUACUAUGAAAAAUUGUGCCAUUGCCUAUCGAUAUGCCGAUUUAAAAUGAAGCUCUAUCGAAUGUAUCUGGUGUUGGUUCUCAGCUGCUGGGGCAUGCUGCUUCAUCCGCAGUUGUACUUCUAUACCGAAUCGAAACAGGAAAUGCUGGGAGUGCGUAUACUAAACAUAUGGCCGGCUCUGAUACAGGCAAGUUUCUAUACCAUGCCCGCCGUGCUGGCUUUAUGCCUGCCCAGUCACCAGGUGUUGCGGGGCCGUGUUUUGGUGCGCUAUAAUUGCAACUGGUUAUUUAUGAUACCCUACAUAAUGCACUGCCUCUACGGAUUUGGGAAUGGCGCGCUUCACAUGUUUCUCCAGAUGAGGAGCCUCUCCGUGCUGAAUGCGGCGAACUUUAUCAGAGCUCUAGUCAAGAUUAUACUCGUGUAUAGCAUGCAGAUGUAUGCCAUACUCGAAAUGGCCAUGACACUCUGCUACGGGCUUAAGAUUCUGGCGCUGGAUGGGUCGAGACUCUACUGAAACUCGACUGUCGAAACUCGCAGCUGGCAAGUGGCAACAGCUAACAACAAUUAGCUGGGGCUUAUUUGAUUAGCUUGCUAAUUGCCAGCAGGCAGCGACUCGCACCAAUAAAUUCAUGCACAUUAAUUUCUUAUCAGCGCAAUAAAGCUAGCAAGCCGGAUU